ACGUCUACAGUCACGUGACGCCUAGCUCAGCUAUAUCCACACCCAGAGCUGCUUCACUCGUGUUCACAAGACUUUUCACAGACUUCAACAGACAUGGCCAUGUCGGCUCUCCUGUUGUGUGUGGCAGUCACCACUGGUCUUCAGUGUGUCCAGAGUGCAGUGACCCCCUCUAUACCACCUCCACCAUCUUCAAUCUCAUUGUCCACGUCAUCGUUUGCAUCGUCGCUGUACAAGCGCCUGGCAUCUGACAACGAGGACAACAUCGUCUUCUCCCCGAUCAGCGUGUACCAUGUCUUGGCCAUCAAUCUGAUGAACUCAGGGGGCGAAACGGAGGAGGAACUGAGGACAGCACUGGCCGUACAACCUGGUCAGAACAUUAGCGGUGACAUCUACACCCUCUUGACCACUACCACAACGGAUGACCCGGCCAAUAACCUCACGGUGACCAUGUUGAAUGCUAUGUAUCAUCCUCCCACCCGCUACUUCAUAUCAUUUAGUUACUCAGAUAACGCCGAGGAUGUCCAGGAGAUGGAGUUUUUAAAGAACGAGAUAUCUAACCCGGAACAGGUCGUUAAUAACUGGAUAGAGAAUGUGACAGAGGGCGCCAUCACCAACUUCCUGCCUCCUGGCGCCCUCACACCUGAUAUUUACUUGGUGAUCCUCAGCGCCCUGCUCUUCGAGGCUCCUUGGGUGACCCCAUUCAGGUCAGAUGUUACCAUGGAUAAAGACUUUACAACCAUUUCCGGUACUGUGAAGCAGGUGCCAUUGAUGUAUCAAAUAAGCAGCUUCUCCGUGAAGAACGUUCCGGAACUGGACGCGCGCGUCCUGGAACUUCCGUACAAGGGAGGCAACUACAGCCUUUACAUAAUUUUGCCCAACACCAAGACCGGCUUGACGGAAGUGGAGAGCCAGCUGACUGGCCAGAUACUGGAAGAAGCCUUGACGUCCAUGCCUGUCCCACAAUACCGCCAAGUGUACAUACCCAAGUUCUCUUUGCGCAUGCGUAGUGACUUGAAGGAGCCGCUGGAGGCGCUGGGUAUCAACGCCAUGUUUGAUAUUUCGAGGGCCAACCUCACCGGCGAUGCGGUCAGCAAGGUUCUUCACGAAGCCAUGAUUGAGGUCAGAGAAUCAGGAACUAAAGCCGCUGGCGUCACCUCCGCUGGUUAUGUUCCGGUCUUUCCCUCUCCUCACCAGAUCGCAGCGCCAUCUUCCAGGCCGACCAUCCCUUCCUCUUCGUUUUGCGCGACAAGUUUCACGGGGUCAACUUCGUCAUGGGUCGUGUGACUGACCCCUCAGCAGCCGACAAUUAAGAUUGCACCAUGUAAUCUCGACUGGUUUCAUUUUAUGGAUUUGAUUACUUAUUAAAGUUCUUCAAAUCUGAUGUUGAACAAUGGCCUAAAGUUUCA
Molecule: messenger RNA, 1406 nt
Organism: Pomacea canaliculata
Lineage: Eukaryota; Metazoa; Mollusca; Gastropoda; Architaenioglossa; Ampullariidae
Product: leukocyte elastase inhibitor-like
Exons: 7
Coding region: 94-1284 (396 amino acids)
Molecular function (GO): serine-type endopeptidase inhibitor activity
Source: RefSeq, a predicted model, not a curated record